AUGAGCACGCAGAGUGAGCAACAAAAGCCUUUAAAAACAGUCUACAACGAGUGUGUUUGCGGGUUCACCCAAUUGGGAGAUUCCAUCCAACGUCAAGAUUCUGAUGAAUACCAGGGCAAAUUGAAAGAAUUGACUCAAAAGUUUUUAAAUUUGAAAGAGACCGUGGGAAGAAUUGGGUUAUUUAGUGAUAAUGAAUCAAUUGAAGAUGUGAAUACUGGUGAGAUCCAAUUGUUGAGCGUGGAGUACUAUUUGGCACAACUGUAUGCUCAGAAUAUUGCACCUUCGAAAAUUCAUAAUUUGAAGAAAAGUAUACUGCUAUAUUUACAAUAUCUUAGAAGUUUGAGUAAUUAUGACCUUUUGACCAAAGAUGAGGUGGACAAACUAGAUAAACUAAGAGAAGAUCCUUUUGAAAUUAAGAAUUUAUCAGAUACUGCAAUGUUGAGAAGAGAUGAAAAAAUUGCAGCUUACAAGUUGGAGAAAACAUUGACAACAAAGAUUGAAUAUCUAUCUAAAUUAGAAUCAGAUGAAAAUGAAUAUAAUAAUGCAGAUGAGGAAGAAAUAAGGCAACUUUAUAUUGAUCAAUUGAAAUUGUUUACAUUAAAGACUUUUAACAAUAUAAGAUUUAUUACCCAAGAGUUGGAAAUUUUACAAAAUAUCCCAGAACCAAAAAUCGAACCAAUUGAAGAUAAACAAGAGACAAAGGAUCCAACAGGCUAUACAGAAAAACUAGAAACAGUGGAUAAGGCAUUCUUAUCAAAAGAAGGUAAGAUUUUAAAACCAUUCACUAUUGUGAAACGUGAUGAUUUGAAGAAGAAAGUGUUUGGAACUGGUCAAUAUUUACCAACAAUGACUGUUGAAGAUUUCCUUGAACAAGAAUUGGCAAAUGGUGGUAUGGUUACCGGGGGCGGUAAUGACGGACCAGAAGAGAGUAGUGAUGAAGAUGAUUUCGAUAAAAAUGAUAGGGAUACUUAUAAAGCUAGAGAAUGGGAUGAUUUCACAGAAAGUCAUGCAAAAGGUAGUGGUAAUACUAUGAAUAGAGGUUAA
Molecule: messenger RNA, 1044 nt
Organism: Hansenula anomala
Lineage: Eukaryota; Fungi; Ascomycota; Saccharomycetes; Phaffomycetales; Wickerhamomycetaceae
Gene: TAP42
Product: Tap42p
Exons: 1
Coding region: 1-1044 (347 amino acids)
Biological process (GO): regulation of dephosphorylation; regulation of signal transduction
Cellular component (GO): cytosol
Molecular function (GO): protein phosphatase 2A binding
Source: RefSeq, a predicted model, not a curated record